AUGGGUUUCACGCGUUUACCAAACGAGAUCUUGGAAAUCAUUAUCACCCACGCCCUCCCAGAGGGGUUUGAGAGCCUCGCAUUGACCUGCAAACAUAUCUAUGACCUCUGUGCCCCGCUCGCCGCUCACCACAAAGAAUUGCGCUGGUAUUUCCGGCAGUUUAAAUAUUACAAGACAAAGCACUUGGUCAGAAGUGGAUUACACACGCUUUUAAUUCCUUAUUCUGUUAACUCGGCGUUCAAUCUGAUCGAACACAUCGCCGUCGAGCCGAGUAUAGCCCGUUAUAUUCAAGAGGCGGAUUUCACGCACGACAGUCGAUAUACUCGGACAUACGAUUCUUCCUUCCCGGCCGAAGGUGUUGUCAGACUGCUUGCUGAUUCUCCAUACCUAAAAGAAGCAGGUAUUGACUGGAAGGAUUAUUGGGCCCUCAUUAAAGGGGAUCUCGAAGCCCGUCGCUACUCGCAGUACGCGGCAGCUUUUAUUUUGACCCUUCUGCCCAACCUCAAAGUGCUCAGGCUACCAAAAUGGUGGAAACCAGUCGCUGCAGCCGACAAACUCAUCGAUGCUGUUAUUCACAGAGCUAGACGGCCAAAUUGCAGUCUUCACCGUGUUAUCAAGCUCACAGUUCCCAUCCUUGGAACUAGGUUUGAUCUAUAUUGGGCGAUUCCUUUCCUCGCGCUACCGUGCAUCCGAUCUUUCCAGUGUCCCACAUGCGUAGGUGAAGGUAACGGCCACGAAAGCAGCUCGUCUAGAUACCUACGCAAUGAUUUCAAAUCUUCUCUGGAAGUGGUUGAGAUGACACGCGCAUCUAUCGAUGAAUUGGCCAUUGCGGGCCUCCUAAAACAUGCGCCGGGCCUAAAAAAAUUGAGAUACUCCCAUUCGACAAUAGGUCAUGCCCCUCAGUACUGGAAUCUCUCUCAAUUUGGUACAGCAAUCGCGCAUGCAGUCGGGGACCACCUUAAAGAACUUUCUGUUUCCAUCAAUAUAGACGAACUACGCGGCUCGAUUCCUCCUGGCAAGCUGUCAAUGCGCGGAUUUCAGCAGCUACAGAAGCUCGAACUUCCACUAGAAAUUGUCACCGAGGAAUUUGGUGAUUCUGGGUCACACCUCGAGGACCUUGUACCUGCCUCCGUCUCUCAUCUUUCUUUGAUCGCACGAGGAACCAAUCAUUGCGCGAAAGCUCUCGAUGCCAUAGUUCGUCAAUUUUCUAUCAAGAGAGACUCUCAGGCACCUGCUCUCAAAAUAAUUUACCUGACCUGCCCUCGAAGUGCGGACGAUUCAUACAAGGAGCAGUGUACUAAACUCGCCGCUGAGGCUGAGAAGGCGAGAGUGACUUUGGAGCUAACACCAUGGCCAGAGCCAAUCCCAGCAUGGCAAUGGGGUGCGAAAGAGUUACUAGUCUCUUAG
Penicillium riverlandense is the source of this 1407-nucleotide messenger RNA. RefSeq lists its product as uncharacterized. Bases 1 to 1407 code for a protein of 468 amino acids. The record is from RefSeq and is a predicted model, not a curated record. The transcript has a single exon. Lineage: Eukaryota; Fungi; Ascomycota; Eurotiomycetes; Eurotiales; Aspergillaceae.